This is a messenger RNA of Polistes canadensis, 1530 nucleotides long. RefSeq lists its product as uncharacterized. The record is from RefSeq and is a predicted model, not a curated record. Bases 156 to 1226 code for a protein of 356 amino acids. Lineage: Eukaryota; Metazoa; Arthropoda; Insecta; Hymenoptera; Vespidae. The transcript has 5 exons.
AACAUAUUAUCGAAGGAAAAAAGUAAAGCUAUUGUAAAAAUUGUGCAUAUUUCUUGACGUGAAGCAUAAUAUAAGCUUGCUUCGGUAUUAACAAUUUAUUUUCAAGCUGUCCUGUAAAUUUUGACGUUAUUUAAAGCAUAACGAUUAAUAAUAUCAUGAAUAUAAUGGAUAUUAAAGAAAAUUCUGAAAAUGACCAUGUUGAAUCGUAUCAUGCUUUGUUGAUUGCAUUCAAAACAAUGAAAGAACGUUGCCAACAAUUGCAAACCAGAUUAGCUGUUGUAGAAGAAGAAAAUUUGUGUCUGAGAUUAGAAUGUGGGAAGGACAUGUCUACUGCAAUUAUAAAAGUCAAUGGUAAUGACAAAGCUGUAAUUCAAACUUUACAGGAAAAAGUAGAAGAUCUUAAAAAACAAAAAUCACAGCUUACACAUCAUGUUUUUAUGGUUGCUGCAGAAAAUCGUCACUUAUGGAAUAGACUAAUUAGGUUAACUAAAGCAAAUAAGUCUUUGGGAUUACAUUUCACUAAGAUUUCUGAUACAUUAAAACAGCAUUCUACUCAAUCAUUUGAUAUUAUGUCAUAUAGUUUUUGUAAUGUUCCAUCUCCUGUUAAACAAGAAACAAAUAAGAAUUGUACGUUGAGUUCAGAUAAUGGUGACAAGGAACAGAGUUUGGAAGAAAUAUCACUUAAACUUAUCAACAGUAUUAUGUUGGAAAAAACAAAUCUUGAACAGCAAUACGCAGAGAUGGUAGAAUUACAAAAUAAUCCUGAUUUAAAUUUACAAAAUAUUGGUUUUACUUAUCCGGAAGAUUCUGAUACUGACUCAUUAGAACAAUUAAAGCAACAUGAUGUAAGAUUGUCACAAACAAAAGAUGCUUUAUUAGCACAACAGAAUAGACUGAAAAGAACUAUACAGAAUUUGAAAAAGAUUAAAAGAGGAGAGAUUUGUAAUGGUUGCCGUAAAAAUGCGAAUAAAAAAGUUGUACACGUAGGAAUACAAUUUAGUUCUGGUGACAGUUUUCAAGAACAUGGUUCAACUCAAACAAGUUUACCACCUAUAAGUUUAUCUUUAGAGAAAUGCGCUAAUGAAAAUUCAGAUAUUGAUGAUAAAAUUUGUCCAUUAUGUGGAUCUUUCUAUGGAAAGUCUAUCGCAUUUGCAGAAUUUCAUGAACAUGUUUUGAGUCAUUUUACAAAAGACGUAUCUGUCGAUGGGUUUGAACUUAUUCAUUAAUCCUAUGUACAGAAAAGUGAGGAAAAGUAAUCCUAUCAAAUUUGUUGUCGAUUUAUUAACACAGUCUGAAUUACUGUUGAUAAGUACAAGUUAGUAAAAUAUGUAAAUAAUUGAUAACUCUCAAAGAUCUAUCUGCCUUAUUUAUAACAGUUUUCAAUCAAUGAAUUUUAUAACAUGUUAAUAUAUUAUUGCAUCAAUCUAUCCAGAAAGAAUAGCCAACAUACAAAUAUUUUAGUAUAGAUUGUAUAUUUGUAUCUUGCUUUUUGCAGGAUAUAAAAAUUAUUUACAAAUAUACUAAUUAUUU